Molecule: messenger RNA, 1114 nt
Organism: Podarcis raffonei (Aeolian wall lizard)
Lineage: Eukaryota; Metazoa; Chordata; Lepidosauria; Squamata; Lacertidae
Gene: GKN2
Product: gastrokine 2
Exons: 6
Coding region: 83-631 (182 amino acids)
Biological process (GO): regulation of cell population proliferation
Source: RefSeq, a predicted model, not a curated record
UACAGGCAAGAUAUAAAAGUUCGACGUCUCGGGAAUCUUAUUCCAUUUGCUUCUCAGCUUCUUCCCCUUAUCUGAGAGAAAAAUGACCGGACUCGCUGUAUUAAUCGCUGUUCUGGGGGUCUUCUGGAGCCCAGCUUUAGCCACUUUCCAGGUCUACAGAAUCCCAAGCUACAAUGGUGAUUAUGUCCAGCAGACCGUGUCCAUAGAUAAUGAGAAUCAAGUGGCCAACAUCCACGUCUAUGGAGGACUUUGCUCUUCAGAUACUAUUUUUGACUACAAGCAUGGAUACAUCGCCACUCGGCUCUUUUCUCGACGGGCCUGCUUUGUCAUGAAGAUGGAAAAAGGCUACAUUCCAGAGCUGGAAGAAGUUGGGCGGCUGGCUUAUGAGAAGCAGAUGAUGAACAAGAUGAUGUCCCCCAGAAACGUGUGGGUGAAAUAUGAACCCAGUGACUCUUUCUUCGGAGAAAUCAAGGAGUGGCUUCUUUUCGGCAGCUCCAUUGAGAACCUCUGCAAGAACGUGCCCGUUUACAAAGUUGAAAAAGUUGAGAGUGGAUUCCAUGCCGGCGGCUGUGCCAAGGCUGGCAUCCUUGGCAUUCUGGGCAUCAAAAUCUGCGGAAACCUCAACCUGUAGACCUCCUGAGCUGCUCCCAGUAUUCCAUGCUCUUCCAAGCUUUCUGCCUCCCCGUGAAUUAUCUCACUUUCCUCAGCUUCUUGGGCUUCCUUCUGCUUCCCUUGAAAGCUGCAGCCCAACCCAAGACCUGUUAAUAAAGAAAAGCAACUUCCCAACCCUCCCUGCUCUUGGCUUCUUAUUUUCAAAGUCACUACAGUGGUACCUUGGUUCUCAAACUUAAUCCGUUCCGGAAGUCCGUUCCUAAACCAAAGCCUUCUCCCCAGCAACUACAAAAAAAGGUCCUUUCGCUGUUUAGCUCCUGUGUGGCAUAUGCAGCGACAAAAGCCAUCAAUGAUCAUUUAAGAAAAUGCAUUUGAGCCCCCUGGAUAGAAAACUGGAUGUACAUUUCCAAAAUAUAAGAUAAAAAAACAUAUUUUGUUAUGUGCAAAUGGCUUUAUAUAACUAUUAGGUCCAUAAACUACCAUGUAGCAUAUAUUCAACACA